This is a messenger RNA of Malus domestica (apple), 2996 nucleotides long. The record is from RefSeq and is a predicted model, not a curated record. Lineage: Eukaryota; Viridiplantae; Streptophyta; Magnoliopsida; Rosales; Rosaceae.
UAGGUCCUAGAACCACGACGACACAACCCAUCUCAAUUCUCUCUUCCUCUUCAGCACCACCCAUUUCGGUUCCUAGACGACAGCACCGCCGUCGUGAUCAUCAUCACCCUUUCACCACCGUCGCCUGCCAUAAUUUUGGAAGCAAUAUUACAAGUGAAAACCAUUUUCUGGUUUUUCUUGCAGCUCUUUCACCUUCUUCCUUAGCAAUGUCUUGCUUUUCACUAUCCCGUUUUCGCCUUGACUUUCCGUGCAAUAUUUAUAUCGUCAGUUAGCAAUACUACCUUCUUAGUUAUGCUGACCCAGUGUUCCUUAUCAAACUCUUACAAGACACAUUUUUUAAGGACAAAGGUUAUAUCUUUACUGUUGGAAAUACCACAAAUCUUAGAAGUCCACACAAUAAACCUUAUUUACAAUGUCUUCGAAUCAUGCUAAGCUCACCAUACCUUACUACUUCACACCUAAGUAGACACAGUUGAGAGCUCUUGUUGAGCAUAUUCGAAACACUUGUAGACUGUCGAACAACUAUUCAUGAAGACAAUGUCGACCAAAUGAUCCAAGUGGCUAUGCCAAACUUCUUGUUGCUAUCUACAUUAGCAAAGCAUCAGAAGAUUAAAGUCAAGCAGAUCAGAUCCCAAGAUAGCCUUGGCAAUCUCUUCACAAAGUUAGUGUCAAAGUCUACCAUCACGAAGCUUGUCCGAGGAGUUGGAUUGCCUACACUAUCUCAUUUGCAAUAUUGGUAGUUCUUAGGGGGAGUUUUGUCAUCUCAAUACUAAGCUUCCCAGUGAGCAAGGUUUUGGUGAGACUGUACUUUUUAUGGACCCUACUUGUGAGACUUGUGUAUGCAUUGCCUAUGCCUGACGAGAAGACUUCAUCAACUGCUUUCACAUUUGCCUGAUAACACAAUACGACUGCUUUUUUAGUUCUACACAUUCCAAGGGGAGUGUUGCAGUUAGUAUUAUUAUAGGAAUGUGAUUUUAGUGAACUAGAAAUAAAAAUCCUAUAAGAUCUAGAAAAUCCUUUCCUUAUGUGACUUAUAUUAUUUGUAGGACAAGUAAAACCCUAUGAUUAGUAUAAAUAAAAGUAUAAGGCCAAGAAAAAAAAAAAUCAUGCUAAGACAGUUAGCCCAUUUCUCCAUCUAUCCCCAUCCCCCUCUAUCACAUCUUUCAAAUAUGAGAAAUAUUCUCAAAAGUGAGACUUUCCGUGGAUUAUCUGUCACCUAAUAUUUUGGCACAAUGUUUUCAAAUGUUGUAUGAUAAUUGACGUUAAAUUGUAAGGUGACAGAAAGUAUAUGAAGAGUCACUUUUUAAAAAGAAUUAUCUCAGAAUUUCUCCAUGUUAUUUCCUACAACAAUUUCAUAUUUUUUUUUUUAAUUAUUUAUGAAAUUUUUAAUUUUUGAGUUAAAUAAAAAUGUAAUCUUUUUUAUUGAAGAAGAAACGAUAUUAUUUUUGUCUUACAACAAUUUUAUAGAUUUUAUCAAAUUAUUAAAUCAUACCAUAUACGGGUGGACUCGUUUCGAGUCCAAAUCCAUUAAACCCUUUUUUAUUUUAUUUUUUUUGAAUAAACGGGGUUAAAAUCGAACAUAAAACUGAAAUCAGUUAUAAGUAAAAGAGGAAUACUGUAAUAUUGAGCGGCUGAUUGGCCCCUUUUUAAACCUUAAACAUAAUCGACCCAGAAACCGUCCCAACGUUCUGCCAAACCAAAACCCUAUAAACUAAUCGUCCCGUUUUUAGCUCUUCCUCCUCUGACCGUCGUGGGCACAGAUCGGAGCUCCAGUGACUGUGCGGAUAUGGAGAAACCUCUGGUGGCGCUCGAUAAAGGCACCACUUGCUCUUCUUGGAACUACUCCGGCCAGAGAUUAGCCACUGGCUCCGUCGACGGAACUCUCACCGUCUUCGACUCGCGCGACCCUUGCUCUUCCUCCUUGUCCUGCACCUCAAAAUCCAAGGUACACGAGGCUGCUGGCAUUGUGAAAAUUGGUUGGGUUCCGCCGGAAUACGGUGACGCAGUGGCGUGUGUUUGCACAGAUGGGACUUUGUUAUUGUGGGAGGAAGUAGCUGAAGAUGCACAACCUCUUCAAUGGAAGCUGUGCAUAAGCUUUAACGGCGGUUCGGCUCAACUGCUAGAUACCCAGUUUGGAGUCUCAGCGGCAGGUUUAAAAAUGGUCACUGCAUAUUCAGAUGGCCGUGUCAAGGUUUAUGAGCUACUGGAUCCCUUGGAACUGAAGAAUUGGCAACUUCAGGCGGAAUUUCAGAAUGUUAUUGAUUCGGUGUCUACAGUUGGCCCUGCCAUGUGCUUAUCUGCAUCUAUAUCUUGGAAUCCACGAAGAGGAGAAAGCCAGGAAUCAAGUUUUGUUUUGGGUUUCAGUUCAAACACACCACAACUUAAUUCCGCCAAGGUAUGGGAAUUUGAUCAGGCUCAUCAAAGAUGGCUCCCGGUUGCAGAGUUGGCCUCGCCUGGUGACAACGAUAAUCAGGUUUAUGCAGUUGUGUGGGCACCGAACAUUGGAAGGCCGUAUGAGGUAAUUGCUAUUGCCACUCACAAGGGAAUAUCAAUAUGGCAUCUUGGUCUAAACCCUGACUCAAAUGGAAGACUCUCAUUGAAGAAGAUUGCAGUACUUUCGGGUCACAAAGGCGAGGUCUGGCAGAUGGAAUGGGAUAUGAGUGGAAUGACUUUGGCGACCACCGGGAAUGAUGGGUCAGUAAGGUUAUGGCAGUCUAGUUUGAACGGAGUUUGGCAUGAAGAGGCUACUUUUGAACCCACGUCGUAGUCCCUCGGUUUUUACAUGUUAGUGAAUUCACUGUUUGAACGUUAUUGAUUGUAACUUUACAUAUUGGUUCAAAUGAUUCACAAUUGAAAUUUGAUGUGGGAAAUUGGGAAUCAUUUUCGCUUUCGGCUGUCUCUUUUGUACGGCUUGUUUCUUUAGAAACGUAAAAGAGGGAAACAAAUGAAUGGGGAAUUCCAAACAUCAUUGAAUUGAAAUAGUAAUUUAGUUUUCA